GCCAACAUGAAUAAUAACAACACACAAGCCUUGUUAUUUCCACCCUUAGUAGAUACACCAACACAAGAAUCAAAAGAAGAAAAAGAAGGUGAUUUACUAUGGCAUAAUGUCAAUACGUUUUCUAUUCCAGACGAACCUAUUCUUCAUACAACAACAACAACAACAGGAUUAGCCAAAGAACUCUUCAGACGACCUCAUCCACACUAUGUCUCUCAUGAACAACCCUCACACGCCAAAGAAGAUGGGUCUGUAUUCAAUAUUUCAUGGGGUGGGGAUGAUAAACCACCCAUGGAACUCCAUCCUGAUCCUCAACAAGAAGAAAUCAAAUUAACCAGACCACUGCCUAAACCAAGAGGGAUUCGUAAAUUACCAGAACCCGAGCCCUCUGAAGAUGGUACGAUUGAUGAAGAUACACUCAAGAGAAGAAAGAAUACAGAUGCUGCAAGACGAUCUCGACUCAAGAAGUUUAUGAAGGUCGAUCAACUUGAAAACCAAGUCAGUGCUCUGCAGGCAGAGAAUGCCAAACUUGUCUUGAGUAAUGCUGUAUUGGAAUCAGAAAAGAAGAGUCUGUAUGCAAAAGAAAUCGAGUACAAGAAACGGAUUAAAUACUUGGAGGAUAUCAUGAUUUGUCAAGGCUGGGAUUUUGAUAAGAACUAUCAUGUAGGUAGUGAUCAAUGGUAAAACACAGCCUCCUGUUGAAUGCAUUAUAUGUAAUCUGAUUGGCUUAUUGUUUUAUAUAUAUAAAAAGUUUUUUUUUCUUCUUUUUUUUUUUUUUUUUUUUUUU
Messenger RNA from Gilbertella persicaria, 784 nucleotides. RefSeq lists its product as uncharacterized. NCBI's taxonomy places the organism in Eukaryota, Fungi, Mucoromycota, Mucoromycetes, Mucorales, Choanephoraceae. Gene Ontology annotation, molecular function: DNA-binding transcription factor activity. The record is from RefSeq and is a predicted model, not a curated record. The transcript is spliced from 2 exons. Gene Ontology annotation, biological process: regulation of DNA-templated transcription. The coding region runs from base 7 to 681 and encodes 224 amino acids.